Molecule: messenger RNA, 2139 nt
Organism: Paracoccidioides brasiliensis Pb18
Product: methylenetetrahydrofolate reductase
Exons: 2
Coding region: 1-2139 (712 amino acids)
Biological process (GO): tetrahydrofolate interconversion
Cellular component (GO): cytosol
Molecular function (GO): FAD binding; methylenetetrahydrofolate reductase [NAD(P)H] activity
Source: RefSeq, a predicted model, not a curated record
AUGGAGAGAAUAUCAGAUAAAAUAGCUGCUCUGCCUCAGGAUGCGAACUACUUCUCUCUCGAGUUUUUCCCUCCGAAGACCCCGAUGGGAUUUUUAAAUCUCAAAGCCCGUCUGGAGCGCAUGUCCCAAGCCCUUCGACCACUUUUCGUGAAUGUUACAUGGGGCGCUGGUGGAAGCACGGUGUCUAAGUCUCUCGAACUCGCGGAGAUGUGCCAGCGCCAACUAGGACUUACCACUUGUUUGCAUUUGACGUGUACGAAUAUGAACAGGACACUGGUGGAUGAUGCGCUUGCAGAAGCCAAUGCGUUGGGUAUCCGAAAUAUCCUGGCAUUGCGUGGCGAUCCUCCACGCAGCGAAGAGUAUAAUAUCGACGGAGAAGAUGACAGUAACAAAGACUUUACGCAUGCAGUUGAUUUGGUGAGGUACAUACGUCGUAUGUAUGGCGAUUAUUUCUGUAUCGGAGUAGCAGCAUAUCCGGAAGGACAUUCCGAUGAAUCACAUCCUGAGGUGCAGGAUCCCGCGAGAGAUCUCCCAUAUCUGGUGGAAAAACGAAAGGCUGGGGCCGACUUUAUUAUGACCCAACUGAUCUACGAUUUGGAAGCGUAUAAGCGAUUUGAGGAGAUGCUCCGAAAUCAUGAAUCAGGAGUUUUCAAAACUAUCCCUAUCAUCGCUGGUUUGAUGCCCAUACAGAGCUAUCAUAUUUUAACCAGGACCACGAAACUCAGCCAUGCCAAAGUACCUCCUGACAUCAUGGCGCGUGUGGAAGAAGUUAAAGCGGACGAUGAGGCAGUGAAGCAAAUCGGUAUCGAUAUUCUUUGCGAGAUUGUCAAUGGGAUAAAGAACCUUCCUUGCCCUGGUCCACGCGGGCUCCAUUUCUAUACCCUUAAUUUAGAAAAAGCAGUCGCCUUUAUCGUCGAGAGAUGUAACCUUAUACCCACAUCAUCCGAACCUUCAAGCGAUUCAGAUACCGAGUUGGACUCGGCAGUUUUCAUAGCCCCGGGAAUGAAAAAUGGCGUUCCCCUAAUAUCAAAAAGAAGAGCUUCAUCCCUAAAUUCCCAACCUCAUAACCGAUUAAUUGUCGAUCACCCAGCCUCUUUAUCGAUUGGGGCCCCCUCUUCCCAAACUUCUACUACGCAUGAGACCCAAGCUCUAGGUGCCGGCAUGCUAGCCCUUAAUCCUCCGCAUCAAUCCACAGCGCUACAAAUAUCUGAAGGCAUGGGUGCACUGGGACGGGAAGCGACUUGGGACGAUUUUCCAAAUGGCCGCUGGGGCGAUGCACGAUCCCCGGCUUUCGGAGAAAUUGAUGGAUACGGGCCAUCGCUACACGUCAAUGCCAAUGUAGCGCGUCAAUUAUGGGGAUAUCCAACAUCUAGAGAAGACAUUAACAAACUUUUCCACUGCCAUGUGUCUGGUGAGCUUCACAUAGUACCCUGGUCAGAGGGUGGAAGUGCAGAGGAUUCUGGUGGCUUGAAUGCAGAGACUGCUACUAUUCGCGAAGAACUCCUCCAGCUCAUAGACGGACGCGGAUGGUGGACGCUCGCGUCUCAACCUGCGGUAAAUGGAGUACGUAGCGAUCAUCCAAUUUUCGGCUGGGGUCCGCGCGGCGAGGGAUUCGUUUUCCAAAAAGCGUUUGUCGAAUUCUUUUGCUCAGGACAAGACUUUGAAAAGAUAUUGAAACCAAUAUUUAAACGUCAUGGCCAAGACGAACUCUCAUGGUUUGCAACUAAUGCUUCUGGUGACUUCCAGUCGUCCUCUUCUUUCACAGGGACCACCGGCCUUGACGACGCCGUUCCUGAUUAUAAUGGUGCAGCAAGCAGCAAUGGGGUCAACGCUGUUACAUGGGGCGUGUUCAAGGGCAAAGAGAUAAUCACUCCCACGAUCAUUGAAGAAGUGAGUUUCCGCGCCUGGGGGCAUGAAGCGUUUCGUAUUUGGGAUGAAUGGAGACGCAUUUUCCGUCGUGGGAGUCCUACGGAGCAAUUGCUAGACCAACUUAAAAAGGACGCUUGGCUGAUCUGUGUGGUCGGUCAGAAAUUCGGUGCUGGAUGCGGGGGUAAAGAAGCCUCUGAGGCGGAGAAGUUCUUAUGGAGAGUGCUUGCAGGGAAAGAAGAUACCGAAGCCAAUCCAACUGGGCUCUAUUGA